Cladocopium goreaui is the source of this 3582-nucleotide messenger RNA. Lineage: Eukaryota; Dinophyceae; Suessiales; Symbiodiniaceae. The record is from the annotation of a GenBank genome assembly.
AUGGCUCGCGGUAUCAUCAAGCACUUGAAGCGCAUGUAUGCGCCGAAGCAGUGGAUGCUGGACAAACUCCGCGGUCGAUGGGCGCCCAAGCCGAACGCGGGUCCGCACAAAUUGCGCGAGUGCCUUCCACUGAUUGUCAUGUUGCGUCAGCGCCUGAAGUAUGCCCUGACUUACCGUGAGGUGAAGAUGAUCGUCAUGCAGCGCUUGAUCAAAGUGGACGGCAAGGUGCGCAGCGACAUGUUCUACCCAGCCGGUUUCAUGGAUGUGGUGCAGAUCGAGAAAACUAAGGAGAAUUUCCGACUGCUGUACAACACCAAGGGCCGAUUCAUGCUCCACAAGGUGGCGAAGGAGGAGGCGAGCUACAAGCUCUGCCGCGUGAAGAAGGUCAUGCGAGGCCCUCGAGGUGUCCCCUACGCCGUGACGCACGAUGGCCGCACCAUCCGAUAUCCCGACCCGGAUGUCAAGGCGCAUGACACCAUCAGGUUAAACUUGGACACUGGCAAGAUGAUGGACCAUGUGAAGUUCGAGACCGGCAACAUGGUCAUGAUCAGCGGUGGAAACAACAUUGGCCGCGUGGGCACCAUCACUCAUGAAGAGAAGCACCCGGGCUCCUUCGAGAUGGUGCACGUCAAGGAUGCCUUGGGACACACCUUCAACACGCGACUUGAGAACGUCUUUGUCAUUGGUCAGGGUAGUAAGCCUUGGAUCUCCCUGCCAAAGGGCAAUGGCGUGAAGAUGUCCAUCAUUGAGGACCGUGUGGCGAGGAAGGAAAAAGUUCGGGCGUUGCUGUGGAUUUGUCGUGGUUUGGACCUGAAAGAUCUGAAAGUUCGGCGCAGCACCAUUCCAGAAGAGCCAGGUGCAGUGUGUUUACGACGAGGUCGUAAGUGGUCGCUUCUGGAAAGCGAAAGUGUCAAUGCUUCGGAGGUGCCCCGUGCCCUUCCCAAACGGACGCGGCCGCGAUCCCUACAUGGGCGGCAGCGCUGCGAUCGACUAAGGGGAAACCUGGGGAAGGUCCUGCAGCGUCGUCUCUUUCCGUUCGAAGUCGGUCGACUUUCUCAUGUCUUACUGGACCACCUGGAACGCAUCUUUGACCUGGCCCUGGUCUACCACGACUUCUACGCCGGCGCAUUGUCGGAGCACGGUGGACCCUUGCGGCACCGUGCCUCGUUGGUGAAGAAACUGAGCGAAUUCGUCAUUGGUGAUGAAGGUGAUGCAGAGGGCUAUGCAUAUCCCCAAGAUCCCACAGAGCCUCCGUUGGCUGCUGCUGCCAUCUCUCCCACCUCUGCUUUGGAGUUGGUCGGCAACUUCUUCUACCACGCACAUGGACGAGAGCAGUGCGCUCCGCACGACUGUGGGAACCAGGUGCCAGUGCUUCGAUUCCAGCGAGUGGCACCGUUGCAUAUGCGAAAGGCCUUUUGUAACUACUACCAUUUCACGACAGUGGCACUGGCCCGUUUGGUCACCUUGCUGCCUCGGCUGGUAGAGGAUGAGUCGCUGCUGGUGCUCAUUCCGCACCCCAACAAGAAGGGCCAAGGGUCGCCCUAUAUACGCGAGAGCCUGCGUUUGCUAGGCCUGAACGACGAGCGCGUGCUGAGUUUCCCUCCCUGCCGCCUGGUUUUCGCUGAAGAGGUGCUGCUGGGAGGUGCGGGGCCGCGCAGCAGCUUCGGACGCGAUCAGCAGGGAAGGGCGCGGGCGAUUAUGGCAGAUGUGGCCGAUGAGCAACCCAGUCGCCGUGUGCGACACGCUUUUCUGGCCUUAAAUCUCAGGCGGCUUCCGGCGGACCUCCUUCUCAUCGACCGUCACGAACGCCGACGAAUCGAGAAUCUUCCAGAGGUUGUUGAUGCUCUGGGAACGCUGCCGGGACGGAACCACACCCUGAUCUAUUGCGAGAAUCUGACCUUCACCGAGCAAGUGUCCAUGUUUGCCUCUGCCAAUGCAGUGCUGGCGAUCAGUGGAGCGUGUUUAGCCAACAGUCUCUACAUGCGGGAGAAUGCGCUGGUGGUGGACUUGGUACCUGUGCAGAACUACAUGGGUGCAGAUGUGGUGAUGCCUUUGCACUGCGGCAUCACCUGGUUCUGGACCUUGAGCUCCAAUGUGCCGCUGCGCUACCGCACAAUGAUGCUGCCGGAAGGGGACCUGGAGGCUGAUAGCAUCCAGGUGCCAGUGGCGAAGCUCCGGCGGCUCUUGCUGCGGGAGACCUCCACAGCGCCCCGCCGGGGGCGCCGGCCUUUCGUUGUGCGCGGGUGGCUACUGAACGAGACUAGAAAGGCUGCAGUGCAGAGUGUCAAAGGCUGGUCCUCAACCAGCUGUCAGGAGCCUGGAGAUGGUUACUGGAAGUGUCUUCAAGACAGCUAUGAGCGUAGGCUCGCCUCCAACAUGACGAGCGUCGAGUUGGAGGGUGAGUUCAUCACCAGUCUGGGAAAGUUGCAGCAUGAUGUGGAAAUGCUGGAGCAUUUGCAGACCGUCGAGACCUUUCCAGCGCUGCGCCUCUUCCGUGCCCUGCAUGCUGCGGCGAAGACGCGCAAGCGGCCGCAGCAGGUCUUCGAAAUCCGCCUGCCCAUGGGUGAUGCGCGGCGAGCGCUCCUUGCGUCGGUGCAGGCGGCGCUGUGGACGCCAGGGCCGCGCUCCGCGGGCUCCGGGUUGGCUGCCGGAGCGCUGGCGCCGCAGCUCAGUGCGCUGGUGGGUUCGGACUUGGCAGCGCGGGGCUAUGCCGUGGCAGAUGGGGUACUGUCUGAGGAUGCGCGGUCAACAUUGUUGGAGAAUCUGCAGCAAAGCACCAUGUACCACCAGCUGGAUCCCAGUGGUGCCUUCCUCUUGGCCAACCUGGCCUUCAUGGAGGACCAUCAGCUGCUACGAGACCUGGUGCGGCAGCUGGAACAGGUCUUGCCGAUGCUGGGCGACUUCUGCGACGUCGCGGUCGCCAAAGCGCUGGGUGAGGGCAGAGCGCGUAGAGCGUUCCUGGCGUCCGGGGCAGAGGUAACUAUGCUACUAUGGUUGGUUCCCUCGGAAAAGUCGCCGGCGCUGUACUUCCCAGGGUCAAAAGCAACUGUCAGUUAUGCGGAGAAUCGGGCCGUGUUCUGGCGGGACGAAAGUGAUUCGACGCCAGAGUGGCUCCCUGAUGCGUCCUGGACGUCGAAAAUUCCCGUUUUCGAUGAUGUGGAUUCCGGGAAUCAUCCACAUGAACAAGCUGGCCGUUUUCGAUUGUUCAGCUAUUUCCAGGAACGCACCGCCUGGGAUCCCUUCGCUCAGACGACUGCCAAAGAGGAGCUCGAGAGCUGGGAUCCUUUUGAGGACCUUGAACUUCUGGAGCUCACUGGGGACUUGGCGUUGGAGGCGGAGGAUGUGGAAGGCUUAGAGGCAUGGUUAGCUCAGGCGGCUUCAAAGCUGCCAUGGGACAAAGUUCGGCCCAAGCAGGAGCGACUAGAGCAACUGAGAAAGGCCCAAAAGGAGCAAGAAGAAAAAUCCCGCGCCGAAAAGACACGUCUGGAGACAGAGGCUCAAGUGUCAGAGACGGAGGCCAUCAAGAGCUCGGCUCAGCAGAAGCUGCUGCGCAAAAGGCACCGGUUUUUUUCGGCGACGUGA